This is a messenger RNA of Hibiscus syriacus, 1318 nucleotides long. RefSeq names its product flavonol synthase/flavanone 3-hydroxylase-like. Bases 55 to 1131 code for a protein of 358 amino acids. The transcript has 4 exons. NCBI's taxonomy places the organism in Eukaryota, Viridiplantae, Streptophyta, Magnoliopsida, Malvales, Malvaceae. The record is from RefSeq and is a predicted model, not a curated record.
AUUAAGGCAGUGGAUAUUGAACAGGCUUGAACCUUGGGGUCUCUAUUUUUCAAUAUGGCUGAAGCUCAACCACUCGGUCCUAUCGAGCUUCAACCACAACCGAAGACCGUGCAGGAACUGGCAGCUAUCGGCGGUAAAGAAGUUCCUGAAAGAUACAUCCGUAAAGCUGAUAACAGUGGAGAUGGAGCCCUUGAUGUCUGCUUUCCUGUGUUGGAUGUUCCAAUUAUAGAUCUGCAACUCCUUGCAUCUUCAUCUUCCAACAGUGGAGAAGAACUCGACAAACUCAGAUCGGCUCUCAGCUCCUGUGGCUGCAUUCAGGCAGUCAAUCAUGGAAUUCCAGGUGAGUUUCUAGUCACACUGCAAGAACUUGCUCGCCAAUUCUUUGCUCUUCCAUCGGAAGAAAAGAAGAAAUACUCCAGAGAAAUCGGGGGCAUCGAAGGGUACGGAAACGAUAUGAUCUUAUCCGAAAAUCAGAUACUCGAUUGGACUGAUAGAUUGUAUCUUAUACUGAGCCCUGAACAAAAGCGAACAUUAAAAUUUUGGCCUGAAAACCCUGAAUCUUUCAGGGAAAUUUUGCAUGAAUAUUCAAUGAAAUUACAAGUGAUCCUUGAAGUCCUGUUAAAGGCAAUGGCAAGGUCACUAAACUUGGAGGAGAACCAGUUUUUGCAACAAUAUGGAGAUCAAGCAACAAUGCAAACAAGAUUCAAUUUCUAUCCUAUAUGUCCAAGGCCUGAUUUAGCUCUUGGGGUUAAACCUCAUGCGGAUGGAUCUGCAAUCACCAUGCUAUUGCAAGACAAAGAAGUGGAGGGUCUUCAAGUCCUGAAAGAUGAUCAAUGGUUUAACGUUCCGAUCGUACCUCAAGCUCUUCUGAUCAAUGUUGGUGAUCAAAUAGAGAUAAUGACCAAUGGAAUAUUCAAGAGUCCGGUACACCGAGUAGUGACAAACUCGGAGAGGGAGAGGACUACUCUGGCUGUCUUCUGCAUUCCGCAUCCGGAUCAAGAGAUUCAACCAGUGGAAGAUCUCAUCAAUGAAACAAAUCCCAGAUUAUACAAGAGAGUGAAGGAUUAUGUCAGUCUCUACUUUCAAUACUACCAGCAAGGUAGGAGACCUAUAGAAGCAGCACUGAUUUGAGGUCCCUCAUAUCUCGGUUUUCCUUAGGCUUUUUCUCAGAAGUGGCAUCCAAAACAUAGAGAAAUGAUACCAAAGUGUGAAAUUUUAAUGAAAUAAAGAAACUUCACAUUGAUACUGACGAUAAUUUGUAGGGCAAUUGGCUCCCAACUAUCAAAUAUUAAGACCUUCAAGCAGUUUGUAAUUGAUA